AAAAGCCGCUUCAGUUUGCCUGAGAGCAGCGCAAGGUCAAGAGCAUAUGGGCUCUUUUGAAAACAGUCGAUCGUUGGGCCGAAUCGCGAUGUGACAUAGCCUCAUGAAAUUAUAGAAAAAAUAAAAAUAAAAAAGGGGUCGCAUAAAUAAAAUAAAAAUUAAAAAAAAAAAACACGUUAGUAAUUCUCGAGCUCAUUGUCUACGUCUCGUGAGCACGUGCACGCCGUGUUCCAAAUUUAAAAGCUCCAAUGCGAUAGUUUCCCGCGUAAACAUUGUGCCGGUGUUAUUAGUGUGAAUUUAUUUAGUUGUUACUCGAAAUAAACAUUGUGAUUUAAGCAUUAGAUUCAAUAAAUAAUACAAGUUGGGGGGCGACGGAGAUAAUAUUUCCGGGGGCGCAAGGGGCGUCCGCGCGGCGUCGGCGGCGAGCGCUGCGCGGUGGGGCGAGCGGCGCGCGCGCACCAUGCUCGCGAGCAUCAAGGGCUUCUGGAAGGUGUGCCGCUAUGGCGACCUCUACAUGGUGUUGGCGGCGCUCGCCGCGCAGUCCAUCAACAUAUCGGUGGGCUUCUGCCAGGGCUUCUCAGCAGUUCUGUUGCCCCAGUACACGCAUGAACAUCCAAAUAUCACAUACGAACAAAGUUCAUGGAUAGCAAGUUUGGGUGUUAUUUCCAAUCCUGUGGGUGCCCUGCUGGGUGGAAUGAUGGUGGACGCAGUCGGCAGACGGCUGCUGCUGCAGAGCAUUGUGCUGCCCAAUCUGAUAGGUUGGCUAGUCAUCGCCUUCUCGGAGACCUACGUGUUCCUAUGCGUGGGUCGAUUCAUUACUGGUUUUACUAUUGGCAUGUCAACGGUAUCAUACAUAUAUGUCGCGGAAAUCACCACACCGGAGAAAAGGGGAGUUCUCAGCGCUCUAGGGCCAGGUCUGGUGUCUACUGGCAUAUUUGUGGUUUAUUCACUAGGCGCCUUCGUGCACUGGAGGAAGGUCGCUGCUAUAUGCGCUGGAGUAUCGCUACUCACUCCCUUCCUGAUGUACUUCGUUCCAGAGUCACCGCUGUGGCUAGCUUCUAAAGGUCAUAUGAAGGAAGCCUACAAUUCGAUGUUUUGGCUCCGACAGAAUAACAGCGCAGCCCAACAGGAACUGAUGGAGUUCACGAAAGACAGAAAAUCCGGGGAAACCAUGUCAUUCAAAGACAAGUUGUGCUUGUUCAAACGGAGAAGUGUAUUGAAACCGUUUAUAUUGCUCAUAGUGUUCUUCAUAUUCCAAGAGAUGUCGGGUAUUUACGUUAUCCUGUACUAUGCGGUUGAUUUCUUCAAGUCUGUCGGCACCAGCGUCAACGAAUUCACGGCGUCUAUCAUCGUUGGAGGAGUUAGAGUGUUCAUGGGUGCAGUUGGGGCAUGUCUCAUCAACAGUUUUAGAAGAAAGACUCUGGCUGCGACGUCAGGACUCCUAUUAGGUAUGGCGAUGCUCGGUGCAGCCGUGUGUGAUACUCUCAACGGGCCUCCACUGGUAAAACUUGCUUGCGUUCUUCUACACGUAUCCUUCAGCAUGGUUGGGUUCCUGCAGCUACCGUGGAUAAUGUCCGGGGAACUGUACCCUCAGGAUAUUAGAGGAGUCAUGUCGGGAGCGACCUCUUGUUGCGCUUAUGUUUUGAUCUUCUUCAAUAUAAAGACUUACCCUCAGUUGGAGAACUUAUUGACCAGCAAUGGUACUUUAUAUAUCUUCGGGAUUUGUGCUUUAAUGGGAGCGGCUUAUUGUCUAUGGUUCCUGCCGGAGACGAAGGGGAAGUCGCUGACCGAGAUCAUGAAACAGUUCGACGAAGAGAGGACCGAUGUAGAUCCAGAGGCUUGUUUCUCCAAGGAGAAGCAGUACAGUAUUGAAGAGAGACAGGUGCAGAGAAGGCAUAGCGCGGGUGCUGCGGUUUCAUUGGAGAAAAACAAAGAUAUAUUCACGCCGUACUGGAUACAGGAGACAGACGAAAAGAUUAAACACAAACAGUAAAUGGCGGAUGUUGAUUAUAUAUAAUAUAUAUAGAUAUUUAUUUCAAUUGUUAGUUCAAAGUAUUAUAAAGUUACCAAUUUAUAUGUGAUGUUGAAUCGUGUUGAAAAUUAUAACUGUGCUAGUGUUCGAGUGAGUCCUAGUUCAUAAGGAUGUUACAUUCCGUUAGUUUUAGUUAUUUUUUUAAUUAUGUAUACAAGGUGACGAUUUUUUUUAACAAUGUAUUACAUAUUUUUUGUGGCUAUUUUUUUUAAGUACAAAAAUAAAUGACUCGAACUAGCUGUACAGCGCUGGUCGCAGGUCGUGGCUGGUAAUAUUUCCUUGUUGUUAGACACGGAUAUUAUACUAAUUUGUUUAGUAAACACUUUGACUGUUAAGUUUUGCUUGUAUUUGAGUGCAAUUGUAAGGAUAGGAUCAUUCCCUUCGUCACUUAGUUGCAUAGCAAGAUUUUUUAUGAAUUGAUUUUUUCUUUUCAAUGUUCGGUUGUGAAAAUCAAUUGCCAAAGUAUAUUGAAAUUGAUUGUGAAGAUAUUAUUAAGAAAUUGUGAAGAAUUGUUACUUAUACGCCAGUAGGUAUUUACAAAUUAUAUUUUUUGUAUAAUUUAUGACGUUGAGUGAGCAAUCGAGUAUAAAUAUAGAUUAAUAUAUAAAAUAGUAUUCGCUUUACACAUAUAAUACAAUAUGUUUGAAGCCGUGGAAGUUUCGUCGGUCGAAACCUACUUAUUGCAGGGUGAAUGAAAUAAAUUUAAACUUGUUUAUAUACUGUGAUGAUAUAUUUAAUAACCGUGUGAAUAAUAAAACGUUGUUUUUAUUG
Molecule: messenger RNA, 2803 nt
Organism: Galleria mellonella (greater wax moth)
Lineage: Eukaryota; Metazoa; Arthropoda; Insecta; Lepidoptera; Pyralidae
Product: facilitated trehalose transporter Tret1-2 homolog
Exons: 5
Coding region: 461-1993 (510 amino acids)
Biological process (GO): transmembrane transport
Cellular component (GO): membrane
Molecular function (GO): transmembrane transporter activity
Source: RefSeq, a predicted model, not a curated record